Messenger RNA from Cynara cardunculus var. scolymus (artichoke), 626 nucleotides. RefSeq names its product histone H2A-beta, sperm-like. Gene Ontology annotation, molecular function: DNA binding; structural constituent of chromatin; protein heterodimerization activity. Bases 1 to 465 code for a protein of 154 amino acids. The record is from RefSeq and is a predicted model, not a curated record. Gene Ontology annotation, cellular component: nucleosome. The transcript is spliced from 2 exons. NCBI's taxonomy places the organism in Eukaryota, Viridiplantae, Streptophyta, Magnoliopsida, Asterales, Asteraceae.
AUGGAGGCGGAUAAACCGUCACAGGCGACAACCACUUCUAAUAAAGGAUUCACCGGCGCUGCCGGAAGGAGGGGCGGAGACAAGAAAAAAGCCGUUCAGAAGUCCGUCAGAGCAGGCCUUCAAUUUCCUGUGAGUCGUGUUGCUCGUUACCUGAAGAAAGGUCGUUAUUCCGAGCGCACCGGCAUCGGUGCUCCGAUCUAUCUCGCUGCUGUCCUCGAGUACCUAGCGGCUGAGGUGUUGGAAUUGGCUGGAAAUGCGGCACGAGACAACAAGAAGAACAGGAUAAACCCUAGGCAUGUUCAAUUGGCCGUGAGGAACGAUGAGGAGUUGGCGAAGCUACUAUCAGGUGUAACAAUUGCCAGUGGCGGUGUUCUUCCCAACAUCAACCCCAUUCUUUUACCCAAGAAAGCUUCAGCUUCUCAAACCCCGAUUAAGACCUUCGAUUCAAAAUCUCCCGCAAAUUAGUUUCCUUUCUGUUGGUGAUUGGUCUGUUUCAAGACCAUCACCAAUGGACCGUCAAAUCACCAAAUCUCCUGUUGAUUUGCCUCCAAAUUUUUUUCAUAUGGCCACCAUUUUUCCUAGAAAAUCAUCUUCAGAAUCUUAAAUUAUGUGCUUUUUAGAGUACG